AUGUCUGGCACCAUUUUAGAGCAGUUUAGAGGCAUACAAGGCACCAUAGAUAGAAAACUUCUCCAUACACAGCUAAGACAGGAUUCGGAAGAGUACCAAAAGUUGCUGACCGGGACAAUACAAGAGCUCCUUGAUUUGAAGUCCAAAGUUUACCAUAAAUUAUCAUUAUUCAGCUCCAAUGAAACUGUUGAAGACAUUGCUACGAGCUCGUUGCUAUACCUUUCCUUAGACUAUUAUCUUGGGCUGCUAUGCUCACGUAAGCAAGCAACAUCUAACCAAUUAGCAAACCCAAUGGACAAAAACAAGAUGAGGAUAAUGUUUUUGGACAAAGCAAUCCAAUUAUUUAUGCAAUAUCUGAGCACUUUACAGGACAAUGAAAUCCUCGAUGAGAGCAUUAGUAAGAAAAUCGACGGUUUUGAGAACACCUUCAUGCCAACCAUGGAUGAAUUAUACGCGGUGCCAAAGCACAAGGAAGACUUGUCUGGCGCACAGUUGAGACGUCAGGAGAAGAUUGAAAUGCAUAAACAGAACACUGCUGUUGCUCAGCAGCUUAGAAUAUUAGAAGGGAAAGUUAGUGAGGACCAAGAAAACGAUGACGACGAGCUCUUACGGAAGUUAUACCUACAAAAACUAAAGCUUUUAAGUUACGAAACCUUUGAUGAGAUAGAAAAAAUUCUUUAUGAGAAGGAGCUUCUGUCAAACUUUGUCAGGAUGGCACCACAGAGCGACAACGAGCCACACUUGGCGGGUAAUGAUCAAAGUAAAAGCAGCAAUGACGACCCUACUGGAUACACCGACAAGUUAGAGACACUGAACAAACCAUUAUUAUCCAAGCAUGGUAAAGUACUGCGUAAUUUCACUCUGGUAGAUAAGAGGUCUGAGUUAAAAAGCAAAGUUAAGGGCUAUGGUCAAUAUGGUCCGACCAUGUCAGUGGAAGAGUUCCUAGAACAAGAAUGGGAACAAGGUAGAGUUUUGCAAGGUGGUGAAGAACCCACGAAGGAAGAGAUAGAAGCUCUUAACGAGGACAAUAUGGAGUGGCAAGACAAGGAGACAUACAAGGCAAGAGAGUGGGACGAGUUCAAGGAGGAGAAUCCUAAAGGUAGCGGUAACACUAUGAACAGAGGUUAA
Molecule: messenger RNA, 1128 nt
Organism: Nakaseomyces glabratus
Lineage: Eukaryota; Fungi; Ascomycota; Saccharomycetes; Saccharomycetales; Saccharomycetaceae
Gene: TAP42
Product: Tap42p
Biological process (GO): regulation of signal transduction; regulation of dephosphorylation
Cellular component (GO): cytosol
Molecular function (GO): protein phosphatase 2A binding
Source: RefSeq, a predicted model, not a curated record